GGAUUGUAUGUGCACCAAUCAGCACCCUAUGUCUAGCUCAAGUCUGUAGGUCCAUGCUGCUUUUAUGAGCUGUAACACUCACGGAAGGUCUGCACCUUCAGUCCUGUCAGCAAGACCACGAACCCACCAGAAAGAAGGAGCUCCAGACACAUCUGAACGUCUGAAGGAAGAAACUCCGGACACACCAUCUUUAAGAACUGUAACUUUCAUUGGGAGCGUAUGCGGCUUUUUUCUUGAAGUCAGGGAGACCAAGAACCCACCAAUUGCAGGCACACAAGGGGUCCUUAUUUUAUUCAGCAAGCAUUAACACAAUAAACACAUUUUACGGAGGAGUGAAUAACUUCCAAAGGUGAACAGCCGUGAGUUGUCCAGCAUGAUAGUGCUUAUUUUCUUGGCUUUGGGGCUAAGCUUGGAAAAUGAAUACACUUCCCAAACCAAUAAUUGCACAUAUUUAAGAGAGCAAUGCCUACAUGAUGCAAAUGGAUGUAAACAUGCUUGGAGAAUAAUGGAAGAUGCCUGCAAUGAUUCAGAUCCAGGUGACCCCUGCAAGACGAAGAAUUCAUCAUACUGUAACCUGAGUAUCCAGUACUUAGUGGAAAGCAAUUUCCAAUUUAAAGAGUGUCUUUGCACUGAUGACUUCUAUUGUACUGUGAACAGACUGCUUGGAAAAAAAUGUGUCAAUAAAUCAGAUAACAUGAAAGAGGAUAAAUUCAAAUGGAAUCUAACUACACAUUCCGAUCAUGGAUUCAAAGGGAUGUGGUCCUGUUUGGAAGUGGCAGAGGCAUGUGUAGGGGAUGUGGUCUGUAAUGCACAGUUGGCCUCUUACCUUAAAGCUUGCUCAGCAAAUGGAAAUCCGUGUGAUGUGAAACACUGCCAAGCAGCCAUACGGUUCUUCUAUCAAAAUAUACCUUUUAACAUUGCCCAGAUGUUGGCUUUUUGUGACUGUUCUCAAUCUGAUAUACCUUGUCAGCAGUCCAAAGAAGCUCUUCACAGCAAGCCAUGUGCACUGAGCAUGGUUCCACCCCCUACUUGCCUCAAUGUAAUUCGCAGCUGCCAAAAUGAUGAAUUAUGCAGGAGGCACUAUAGAACAUUUCAGUCAAAAUGCUGGCAGCGUGUGACUAGAAAGUGCCAUGAAGAUGAGAAUUGCAUUAGCUCCUUAAGCAAACGGGACCUCACUUGUUCAGGAAGUGAUGACUGCAAAGCUGCUUACAUAGAUAUCCUUGGGACAGUCCUUCAAGUGCAAUGUAACUGUAGGACCAUUACACAAAGUGAGGAAUCUUUGUGCAAGAUUUUCCAGCACAUGCUUCAUAGAAAAUCAUGUUUCAAUUAUCCAACCCUGUCUAAUGUCAAAGGCAUGACAUUGUAUACAAGAAAACAUACAAACAAAAUCACUUUAACUGGAUUUCAGUCCCCCUUCAAUGGAGAGGUAAUCUAUGCUGCCAUGUGCAUGACAGUCACCUGUGGAAUCCUUCUCUUGGUUAUGGUCAAGCUUAGAACUUCCAGAAUAUCAAGUAAAGCAAGAGAUCUUUCACCGAGCCAAGUACCCGGAGAACUCUGAUUCAUUAGGAGUCAUGGACCCAUAACAAUCACUCCCCUUCCCUUCCC
Molecule: messenger RNA, 1605 nt
Organism: Rhinopithecus roxellana (golden snub-nosed monkey)
Lineage: Eukaryota; Metazoa; Chordata; Mammalia; Primates; Cercopithecidae
Gene: GFRAL
Product: GDNF family receptor alpha like
Exons: 12
Coding region: 374-1558 (394 amino acids)
Biological process (GO): nervous system development
Cellular component (GO): external side of plasma membrane; signaling receptor complex
Molecular function (GO): signaling receptor activity
Source: RefSeq, a predicted model, not a curated record